This is a messenger RNA of Drosophila albomicans, 1568 nucleotides long. Its product is annotated as protein PFF0380w-like. The record is from RefSeq and is a predicted model, not a curated record. Bases 174 to 1040 code for a protein of 288 amino acids. The transcript has 2 exons. Lineage: Eukaryota; Metazoa; Arthropoda; Insecta; Diptera; Drosophilidae.
GCGUCAUUUUUUCACAAACGUUUGACAAUAUAAUUUCACAAUAAAGCAAAAGAGUAAUUUGAACUCGUAAAGUAAUUAUUUUAAAUACAUAAAAGGUAAAGUACAAGGUUAUCGAGACAUUGAGCACAUAUUAGUAAACAUUUUACCUGCUUGCAAAAUACGAAAAAACCAAAAUGGAGGAAUAUAAUAAAUUGGUGGCUCAAUACGAUUACCAAUACCAAUGCAAAACGAAUGUUGAUGUAAGCAGUAGCUCCGCCAGCGACAGCAGCGACAGUGAGUCAGAAAACAACAUAACCUCUGGACUAGUCGAGCUCAACAAAAGUAUCAAGGGCAGGAGCAGCAAAGACAGCAACAACAACCCAGACAAUGUAAGUGGAAAGCGAAAGCGGAACAGCGGAACUGGAACACAACGAUUACCAACAAGGCGUCCGGAUCCAAACGUAUACAACAGAAAUGCUUUGUUGGCGCGAGAGAAUCGUCGCAAAAAGAAAGCGUACAUGGAAGCAGUCGAAAAGGAAUUGGACGAGACACGCAGCAAAAACAGAUGGUUGCUAAAGGCGCUGAAAAAGCAGUUCAAAAUAACACAAAAGCUAAAAAUGGAGUGCGAUUACUUGAAAACUAGUGUGACAACCCACAAACCAAACAAGAUCUCCAGAUGCUUUAUAAGCGAUAUUCCAACAGCAUAUAAUCAUCGUUCCGUCUCGCCAGACGGCUCAUUAAUUUCAACGAAUUCCAACAGUAGCGGCAACAGCAACAACAAUGAGAACCAGAUGGACAGUGAAUUCAUAGCAGAUAUACUGAAUGUCGACAAUGACUAUCAGCCAACGCCCGAGUAUGAGAACGAGAAUGCAGCCAACUAUCUGGACCAGAGUUUUGUUGGUCUUGCAGAUCUGGAGGCGCCGCUGGAAACCCCCUGCUUUUUAAAUAAGGUUGUCAGUCCAAUCUGGGAGUGGAGUGCAAGUUGCACGCCGCCUUCGCAGUUGCUCCAGGAUGACACUUUCUUGGACUUUGAUGACACCGCACGCAUUGCAAGUCUUUAGAUGUAUUACCUUUUUUUUUUGGUCGUCUUAAGUAUUUGUUAAUUUAGUAUCAUACAAAUUUUAAGGUGUCGAGAAUCUCGACAAUUUUAUUUUGUGAAUCGAUAUAAUUCUUUCCAUGUUCACAAAUUUUGGAUUCAAUUAGUAUAUUGCCUUAUAGAGGAACUUAUGAUAGAACGCCACGCUCACUGAAGAGGACAUUUCCUUUCGACGUUUGAACGCUGUUCCAUAAUUGCAGGCCUGCGUUUUGGAGGCGCGUUGGAUUCCUAUAUUAUUUUUAGUUGGUAUCCAGCUUGAGUCAAGCAAAUUGCAAGGUGGGUUUCCUCGAACGAUCGCGGUUGCAAAUGAGUUCCAAGUGAGACUAUGAUGAUUUUGUCCCAUUUUUUCAGUUGCGGCCAACAAAAUAAAUUCUUUCUUCGGAAGCACUCCAAAAUGGAAGCAGACGAUGAUGCAUUGAAGGCGUCACAGUCAAGUGUAUAAAAUACAAUUGAGUUCAGGCGUUUAAAAUUUUGUUGUUAAAAAAAAUAGAAA